CGCACUGAGAUUUGACCGGUUGACAGGUUAUAUGAUUAUUCAACCAGGUGAGACGCACUGAGAUGUGACCGGUUGACAGGUUAUAUGAUUAUUCAAGCAGGUGAGGUACCUCUGAGAUGUGACCGGUGAGGGGCUAUAUGAUUAUUCAACCAGGUGAGGGGUUAUAUGAUUAUUCAAACAGGUGAGGUACCUCUAAGAUGUGACCGGUGAGGGGCUAUAUGAUUAUUCAACCAGGUGAUGGCCCACAGAGAUGUGACCGGUUGACAGGUUAUAUGAUGUUUGUUGCGGUUGCACCCGAUUCAAGAGCCGAAUGGCUCACAGGGCUAUACCAAAUAAAUGAACUAUGAGGUCCCUCUGACCUGUUGACGGGCUAUAUGAUAAUUGAACCAGGUGAUGGCCCACUUAGAUGUGACAGGUGAGGUCCCUCUGACCUGUUGACGGGCUAUAUGAUAAUUGAACCAGGUGAGGCCCCACUGAGAUGUGACCGGUUGAAAGGUUAUAUGAUUUUUUCACCAGGUGAGGUUCCUCUGACCUGUUGACGGGCUAUAUGAUUUUUUAACCAGGUGAGGGCCCUCUGAGAUGUGACCAGUUGACGGGCUAUUUGAUUAUCCAGCCAAAUAAGUUCCUUCUAAGACGUUACCAGGUGUUGUUGUUCAUGAGGGUACAGGGCCAUGGCAUCCAGCAAGUACCAAACGGUUGUGGAGGGGGAGGCCUCAGAGACCGACUCAGAUGAGGAGGUGUGUACCACUUCAGUCGCAGCAGAACCCAGCGCAUGCAUGGUGGUCACAGGAGAGGCUUCUGAAACGGACGAGGAUGAAGGGGAGGAAGCAGAAGAAGAGGUUCAAGCUGUCCGUAACAACGGUCUGAUACAGCACGAGGACCUGACCUCGCUGACAGGGCAGGGUGCCAUCUCAUUGUUGACUGUGGAGAGACCCGGGAGGGUGGAGAUCUGCGGCGAGACAGAAGUGCCCGCGCAAAUCUCCCGGCCACCGGGGACGAGGAGUUACAACACGCUGCUGCAACUGAAGCUACGAGAAAGCAAUGCGCGUCUGCGGGGUGACGUGGCCGAGAUGGUGCGCAAGGCAUACACCACAGCCGCCAGGGACGUGCGCAACACCACGCAGCGGCUGGGCGACUCACAGGUGGUCAUCAUAGAGGCGUCAAACAGCCUGCACCAUGCCCUGGACAAUCUACACAGCAUCCGCGACAAGAUGGACAUCAUCACCAGCUGCAAUUUGCUGCCAGAAAUCCACCUGCCUGCCGAGCACAAGCCUUCCUGAUGCCUCUCACUGAAGGGUUAUCUUAUAACACCUGAAUAAAUAAAUAUAAAAUAUACAAAUCCCAGGAACACGUUUGUUGAUUUCAUAUAACAUGUUUUUCAAUAUAUUUGUUGAUUUGUUUUGGUCCAUGUAAUGUAUAAAUAAAUUGUUUUGCAGAAUUAAUUUAUCAUUAUGCAAUGCAUAACUACUGUUUAUGCAAUGCAUAGUGUUAUUGCGUUGCAUAAACAAUGUUUUGUAAUCGGUGGCACAGUGGUUAUGACCAAGACUAACGUAAAUCGUGAAUGAUAUGUGAACCUAUCAUAGUCCUACCCUUCACAAACCUGCACUGACCAACAUGGUGAAGUAUGAUCAACAGCCCCCAUGAGCAACAGGGGAGGCCUUCCGGAAUUGUUUGGCAAGGGCUAAAAUUAUGAUGGUAGAAUCCAAAAUAUAUAACCAAUGAUCAGUAAUUUUUAUUUGAUCAUUAAUUAUUUGUCAGUGCAAGACAAAUGGCUUAAAUUACUUAAAACAAAUUAUUUGAUGUGUUUCCUUCCGGUUUUGAAACAGCAGCAACUUGUAAAAGGUAAAUAAUAGGUAUAUCUCAAUUUUCACUUGAUUGUUGCCAGAUGUGAAAUCCUAAAAAAGCUGGGUACUGUUCUGCAUUUGAUCAAUUCUAAAAUUCCUUAUAGGUCACUUAAAUGUUUAAAGGUUAUGCUUUACAACAAUGUGUACCUCUAGACAUUUAUUUUUAUGACACCCCCCCCCCCCCGAGUGUGUUAUUCUGCCUGUGUAAUUACUAUUGAGAUAUGUGCACCUACAAUGUGACUGGGUCGUGCACCUCAUCACCUCAUGUAGGUGUUAUGUGAAAUGCCCUGAUGUAAUGUAUCUCCUAAACAAUAUGUGAGUUCUAUCGAGUUAUCACGUGUACGUUUGAAUAUGCAGUUUUGGAUAUAUGGACGGUGAAAUAAAUAUUGCACUGCAUGGCCUUGUUCAAUUAAUGCAGUUUUAUCCAAGACAGUAAAGUACAUUAUUGUGGACCGAAUAAUAAAAUGAGUCUCUUGAGUUUCCUUG
Petromyzon marinus (sea lamprey) is the source of this 2330-nucleotide messenger RNA. Lineage: Eukaryota; Metazoa; Chordata; Hyperoartia; Petromyzontiformes; Petromyzontidae. The record is from RefSeq and is a predicted model, not a curated record.